Populus euphratica (Euphrates poplar) is the source of this 1691-nucleotide messenger RNA. RefSeq names its product probable glucan endo-1,3-beta-glucosidase A6. The transcript is spliced from 3 exons. Lineage: Eukaryota; Viridiplantae; Streptophyta; Magnoliopsida; Malpighiales; Salicaceae. Gene Ontology annotation, molecular function: hydrolase activity, hydrolyzing O-glycosyl compounds. Gene Ontology annotation, biological process: carbohydrate metabolic process. The record is from RefSeq and is a predicted model, not a curated record. Bases 128 to 1528 code for a protein of 466 amino acids.
UUUAAGUUUCUUUAAUAAAGCCCAUACAAAGAUAGCAGAGUCAAUUUAGUUCGAGCUUCAAGAGUUCUUAUAGAAGUUCCAAUAAGAACUCUGUAAUGGGAAGACAUACUAUGCUUCAGGAAACAAAAUGACAAGAAAAAUGCAUGGUGAUGCUCUCCUUUUCUUCUCUCUUCUUGUUCUCUCUGAUGCAAUGCCUUCAGGGAAGGUUGGGGUGAACUAUGGCCUGCUUGGGAACAACUUGCCAUCUGCAGGUCAAUCCAUAGAAUCUCUCAGAGCCAUGAAAGCUGGCAGUGUAAAGCUCUAUGAUGCCAACCCUGAAAUCCUGAGACUCUUAGCGGGAACUGAUAUCCGGGUCUCCAUUAUGGUUCCCAAUUAUGAAAUCAUCAGCAUAGCCACCAACCAGACCUCCGCCAACAAAUGGGUCGAAGACAAUGUCCUCGCUUACCACCCUGAAACCAUGAUCCGUACCAUUCUUGUUGGCAAUGAAGUUCUCAGCUAUUGUUCAGAUGAAGGAAAACGGAUUUGGAAUCAUCUUGUGCUUGCAAUGCGUAGAAUCAAGAUCUCUCUCAGAGCUCAGGAUAUUCGUAACAUCAAAGUAGGCACUCCGCUAGCCAUGGACGUGCUGCAGACAGCUUUUCCACCAUCCACUGGGAUUUUUCGGUCUGAUAUCUCAACUACCGUGAUGGUGCCCUUGCUAAAAUUCUUAAACAGCACCAAGUCAUUUUUCUUCAUUGACGUCUACCCUUAUUUCCCUUGGUCUGCAAAUCCCAUCAAUAUAAACCUCGAUUUUGCGUUGUUUCAAUCAAAUAUCAAAUACACUGACCCCGGUAGUGGCUUGGUCUACACCAACCUCCUAGACCAAAUGCUUGACUCCCUUGUUUUUGCCAUGGCCAAACUUGGAUUUCACAGUAUCCGGCUUUCGAUAGCUGAAACUGGCUGGCCUAAUGCAGGCGAUAUCGGUGAAACUGGUGCUAGCAUUUACAACGCAGCUACUUACAAUCGGAAUCUUGUUACAAAGAUGACUGGUCGGCCCCAAAUCGGCACCCCAGCUAGACCAGGUUUGUUCAUACCAGCAUUUAUCUUUUCCUUGUACGAUGAGAACCAAAAGACUGGCCCCGGAACAGAGCGGCACUGGGGCUUGUUGCAUCCAAAUGGGACAUCAAUAUAUCAAAUUGAUUUGACAGGGAAGAGAGCAUCAUCAGACUAUGAACCGCUACCUGCAACACAAAAUGACAUGCCCUACGAAGGCAAAUCAUGGUGCGUAGCAGCACCGGACGUCAAUCUGACAGAGUUGGAAAGAGCAUUAAAUUUUGCAUGCAGUAAAGGAAACGGGACCUGUGAAGCCUUGACCCCAGGGAAGGAAUGUUAUGAGCCAUUGUCAGUAAUUUGGCAUGCCAGUUUUGCAUUUAGCUCGUAUUGGGCUAAGUUCAGGAGCCAGGGUGCCAAUUGCUACUUCAAUGGACUUGCUGUGCAGACCACCAGGAAUCCAAGUCGAGGAUUAUGCCAGUUCCCCAGUGUGACUAUUUGAAGACAAUUGAAGCCUCUGUAAGCAGCACACGGACAUGAAUCUCAAUCAAUCAAGUCUUGUUUCAGAACUUUCUGUUUUAGCUGAAACCAGACAUAGGCCCGAGGCGUCUUAUUUCAUAUUUGUUCUUUUUUAAAAAAAAUUAAUGUCUAUGUGAUGCAGUAAC